CAAGAUGCGACACAUGUCAAAAGCAUGCUGCACCACGUGUCAUUAGUUACUUCUGUCUGUUUACUCAGUUGAUAGUUUUCCCGCGUUGUCCCUUUGGCUUCCCAUCCGAGAGGACAAAGGACGCCAGAAAACAAUGGAGCCAUGGGUCCCGUUGUUCGACAUUUUCAUGAAUAGCCCAACACCAGAAACGGAAGCAUCUCUUUGGCUGCAGCAAUCUUUCAAUGCGACGACAUCAUCAUCGUCAACAGCAACUCCAAUCACCACGAGCUCCUUUUUUUCCUUACUUAUCAAACCCUGCAAUUCCAUUGUCAAAGGCUCAUCUUUAUCUUCACCUCCCACAACAAAAAGGAUUUUGUUUAUAGAGACUUUACCAGGUAUGGUUCAGUCAAGAAUAUUGUCAUUUCUUGCUUUGGAGAAUAAGAGAUUUAAUGGGAAGGAAUUAUCUAAGUUGGCACGUCAUUUAUUGAGUGAAAGUCAACAGCUUGAUUUUUGGGUCAAGAGAGCAGCACGGAAUCUGCUUGAUGCAGUGUCUGAACCAAAUGUUAAUGACUGGGUUUCUGGUUUUAGUUUGGACUCUGGUGAAGAAACAGUAGGUGAAGAGUUUGAUUCCUUGCCGGAUUGGCUCAAGGACAUGGCUGCAGCUAAUGAUCCGCUUCUCUCUUGGCUUCCUUUAUCUGCAGCUGAUUUUGUUCCGAGGUUUUGUGAUGAUAAUUUGAAAAAUGAUGAGGGUUUGUUUAGUCAAGUUGAAGAAAAUGGAGAAAAUGACUUGAAGGAAGUUGGGGAGGAGAUUGAGAUGCAUCAGGCUCUAAAUGUGCCUUUAGAACCUGAAAUUGAAAAAGUGGCUGUUAGUUUAAAAGGCAGGGUUUUGAACUUUGAAUCUAGUUUAAAAGCUGCAGCUUUAGCGAAUGAAAUUCGCCAACUUUGCUUGGAUAAAGGAAGGAAAUCUUUUCAAGUUUUGAGUCUGAUUGAGCCUUGGAAAGCAGAAGAUGAGACUGCUUCAGUGCUAAUUUCUCAUCUUUCAAGUGGGGAUGAAGAAGAGCUUGCUUGGCCAAGUCAGGUUCUCUGCUCAACUGUGCUUCCCAAGUUUCUGGUUCUACAAGAGCCAGCUUCUCGUCUGCUGGUUACUUCAACAAUUGAGUACUGCAAGCUCCAUCAGAGGGCUGCUGUGCACGCAUUAUUGUUUCCACUUGUAUUGCGAAGGGAGGGUAUCAAUAACCUGAUCUGUGAUAUGAUUUCUAGGAUUGUGAGGGAAUGCUUGCACCCAGCUCAUGUUUCUGCCUUCUGCCAGAAGCUUCUUUGUGGAGGCCAGGAGGAGAGGAGAUUCAUCUUGCUUCCAUGCCACCAAUAUCUUGUGUCCAAUGAAUUGGUAUGGACAGAUUCAUUGUUUAACUUCUUCCAGAACAUCUUAAAUCAUAAUGUUCACUUGACUCAGGAUUCGGUUGAUUGUCUUGUAUACCAUGUUAGGCAAAUGGCGGAAAGAUUUUCCAAAUCUUUAAAAUUUGGAAACUUCGUGUUAUGUUUGGUCAGUAAAUGUGCUUCACUUCUGAAGUCACAUAAGAAUGUAUUGACUGAAGCAGUUGAGUGCACAAAUACUAUUGUAACAAAAUCCAUAUUAUCAAAAUUGGCUAGCUUCUAACUAUUUUGUUUAAUCUCUUCACUGGAGUCUUAUUUUAUUAUUAUUAUUAUAUAUAUUUUUUGUCAUUCUUUUGAUGGAUAUUGUAACUGAGAGUCCGCAUAUGAGGGCAUAUAAAUGACAUGCUUUUUGGAUCUCAUUUAAAACCUUUUGUUGCUGCUAGGAAAGGAUGGGCCACUGAUAUUAAAACUGUUAAAUAUUUGUUCACAGUAGCUGUAAGUGCUAGUCUUGGACCUCUUGGUUGUCUGGUAUGUAAAUUGCAGUUAUAUUUAGAUUUUAGACCACUAACUACUUGACGACAUCGACAAAACCGUUAUGCAACAGUUACUAAUUUGUUAUGAGGUAUUACAAAAACAGGGAAAAAAAUUACUGUCUGUCAUCCUAAGAUAAUCUAGUAAUAUGAUACAAGAUGUUUGUAGAAUAUUUGCAAAAUCCUAAAUUCCAAGUCUGUGACCUCGCUAGUUCUAUUCAUAAUACAGUGAAGCUGCCUAAGAAAAUUCUGCAGGUAGAGGUAUGUUCAUCACGCAGUUGAAGUUUAUGCCAGGAAAUAUAUAUAUGGAUGUAUUGGACUCAUCUUUCUUUCUUUCUUUUUCCUUUUCUUUCUAUUCAUGAUGGCGUGUUAGUUUCUGAAGUCUACACUUAAAAAGGUAAGUCAACUGAGAAGCUUUGCAAAGAAAAACUUACCUGAUUUUUUUUUUUUUUUGAUACAAAGGAGGUUGCAAUUUGAGGAUAAGAGAAAAGGUUACAGGUGUUGGUAUUUAAAUUUCAUAUUUACUGAAUGCCGCUUCUUACAGAUGACUGAAAUUUUUAAUGUCGAAAAAUAAGUGAAAUAGCAACUUGCGAUUACUUUCGAAUGAUAACUGGUUUACGGUAAAG
Molecule: messenger RNA, 2509 nt
Organism: Durio zibethinus
Lineage: Eukaryota; Viridiplantae; Streptophyta; Magnoliopsida; Malvales; Malvaceae
Product: fanconi anemia group E protein FANCE protein
Biological process (GO): interstrand cross-link repair
Cellular component (GO): Fanconi anaemia nuclear complex
Source: RefSeq, a predicted model, not a curated record